AACAAGAACCCCUCCCCCUCGACGCGUCAACAGCCCAGUGGUUCGCGUCUGCCGCCAAAACACGCCUUUAAGCUUUCCCGCUAUGCAACAGUGACGUCCCAGUACCCCGCCAAAGCUCCAUCCGCACAGGCUCGUCCGGCAGCCUGCGUCACGAACCCCUCAUCUCGAUAGCGCAAACCCGCGCCUCGGGCGGAUCUGGAACUGAAAUCAUUUACACAACAGGCCAAUAAUAGCUUCCCAUGGAGUUGUUUACAGCCCAGCUGCACCCUGGACGGGCGUUGGGCUUUCUCGUUCUCGGUGCUUCACUCCACGACAUCCUCAGCAGGCUCAAGGCCGAGCCGCAGCGGUUUCCCAACAUUGACGUCUUGUAUUCGCCCGACACACCCCUCGCCGAGCCCGUCUGCGUUGCGCUACCGCACAAUGGCAUCCGUCUGCGCUUCGACGCCCCCGAGCAACGCCUCAGGCUAGUGGAAGUCGUGGACUUUGCAAAGAAUCACAUCACCUUUAAGGAAAAGGACCUGGUGCGGCCGAGUGCCGAUGCACCAACACCGCCAGCCGGGCCGACAUUCCGCCACAUAUACCAGCGGCUACUGGGCCCAACAUAUGCUGGAGAAUUUAUACCCCCUGCGGCAGAUCAAGAGGAUGGAACAUAUGUCCUGUCGUAUCCUGGUGUAGCGUUCAACUUUCCCAUGGCGGAGGCCGAGUAUUCGCCUACCAAGGAUGUAGUCACGCUGCUCUCGCCUUCGGCCAACCAAUCGGCGACAUCGAUGGCUGUGUUUAGCGGCGAGUCUUGGGCUGAUGCUCGGGAAACGCUGUGGACAGAGAUCCUGCCUAGUAUCAACUCGUCGCCAGCGUUGCCGCGGACAAAGGACGUACAUGCGGACGAGGUGUCGUUGGUGCGUAUCCAUGGUGGCGGAAGAGUGCAGCUGUUCCGCAAGUGGACAAACGAGAGUUUCUGGAUACAGCUGGGCGAGACGACGCCGCAGGACUUGGUGUUGGAGCUCGGCCCACCUAGUGCCAUGUAUCGAAAGAAUGACCAGAAAAUGAUUGUGCAUAAGAUGAGGACGACCAGCGGCACGGCUACACGGCCCAACAUGGGCGAUCUGGCACGAAAGGAUGAGGCGAUUGACACGGACCACUCAUCUAUGAAUGAUGUUUCGGACCAGUCCGAUGAUGAUGACGAUGAGCCCAGCGCAUCGUCUCCUUCUGGAGAGUGCUUUUACAACUACUUUUAUUUGGGCUUUGAUAUCUUGCUGUCGACUCCCGUCUCUCCGUCACAGGCCCCUCCUGGUGCAGAUAUGCCUCUUGAAAAUGGUAUUAAGAUGCACCAGCCAGACCGGCUUGUCGCUACAAAGAUUGUUCUUCACGGCAAUAUUCCCGGUUCAUACGAGUUCAAUCGACACCGCCGGUGCAGAUGGGAAAUCGCGUACCUUGGCGACGGAACUGGAGCAACCAGUGCCAACUCGGAGGCAGUGUUUAAAGACGUGGAGGAUCAGCUUCAUACGAAAUGGGGCCCUGCCGAACCAAACAACCCACAAGCGCGGCAGAGAGGUAUGGUCUUGAACCGCGGUUGGGGGGAUAGUCCUGGAAACAGCUGCGAGCUGCUCGGUGGGUGGGAAGACAGCGCGGCCAGAAAGGCUGAGGCGAGUAUCGACUCGACGACAACGCUAUACGGGUUCCCUGGGUUGGUGUUUGAGGUUUUGAGGAAUGGAUACAUCAACACAGUCACAGUCUUUUGAUUUUUUGCACAUAAUGUAUAUUUGGCGUUUAUGACAGGGUCGGCGUUAUUAUCUAGCAUUUUUUUAUAUACUAUACUCUGAUUCCGCGUU
This is a messenger RNA of [Torrubiella] hemipterigena, 1829 nucleotides long. Lineage: Eukaryota; Fungi; Ascomycota; Sordariomycetes; Hypocreales; Clavicipitaceae. The record is from the annotation of a GenBank genome assembly.